AUGGGAAUGAAGGAGGACGAUCCGAUCAUGGCUUUUAUUUCAGGUAUGGAGGACAUGAAGCCCCAGUUAAGUGAGAAGGCAAGAAAGAAGCAGGAAAAGAGACGAAAGAAGCAGCAAGAGCAAGAUGAGAAGAACAAGCUGGUAAUUGAGACACAGAACCGCGAACGAGAGGAAGAAACCGAAGCAAUCAAUCGCCAGGUUGCCUCUCUGAACCGCCACGUAAAGUACGUAGCGGCCGAUGGUAACUGCAUGUACCACUCGAUCGCCCAGCAGCUCGCUUUGGAGGACUCGAAAAUGAAAUCGCCCAUCGCCUAUCGUGUUAUUCGCAAGAAAGCAGCCGAUUCUUUGAGAGAACAUAAAGACGAAUUCGCGUUCUUUUUAGACGAAGGGGUCGACUUUGAUGAGUACUGCAGAAAGGUGGAAACGUCGAACGAAUGGGGAGGCCAACUUGAGCUCCGUGCAUUAUCGCUAUCUUUGCAACGGCCGAUUCGUAUUUAUAGUGCAGAUGCACCUGUAAUUGUAAUGGGGGAGGACAUGCCUGGAUCUCCGCUGUUUUUAUCCUAUCACAAGAAGUAUUUGUCUCUGGGAAAUCAUUACAAUACGUUAAUUCCGUUGUAG
This is a messenger RNA of Blastocystis hominis, 618 nucleotides long. RefSeq lists its product as hypothetical. The coding region runs from base 1 to 618 and encodes 205 amino acids. Gene Ontology annotation, molecular function: cysteine-type deubiquitinase activity. The transcript is spliced from 3 exons. NCBI's taxonomy places the organism in Eukaryota, Bigyra, Opalinata, Blastocystidae. Gene Ontology annotation, biological process: protein deubiquitination. The record is from RefSeq and is a predicted model, not a curated record.